Bolinopsis microptera is the source of this 2502-nucleotide messenger RNA. RefSeq lists its product as uncharacterized. Bases 5 to 2179 code for a protein of 724 amino acids. The transcript is spliced from 16 exons. NCBI's taxonomy places the organism in Eukaryota, Metazoa, Ctenophora, Tentaculata, Lobata, Bolinopsidae. The record is from RefSeq and is a predicted model, not a curated record.
CAAAAUGGUGUCUCUCAGACUGCCUCACUGUUACUUGGCAAUCCUCAUUUUGUCAUGGUAUUCCCCACUAUCCCAGUCCCUGGAAAUUUGCUGCUGUCCUGAUCUUACUCUUUCUUUAGCAGCUGUAGUAUCCGACACAACGAAAAGUCUAGAAAAUGGUUUUAUGUAUGUAGCUAAACAGGACUCCACCGUAUCCUUAAAGUGUGAUCUUGGUGAUAAAGAACAUCCAGCAAUCAUGUCGGUGAUAUACAAGUUUCACAAAACUUAUGAUCUCAGUACAAGUAGACCAAUUUCUCUCGACUACAAGAAUAAGGAGCUCUGUUCGGAAGAUGAUGGCUCUAUUGCUACUUGCGACCUGACCAACGUGCAGUACUCGGAGAGCCCAUCCAAGCAGAAUACUUUGGACACAGCAGAUAACCACAUUUAUCAGUGUUACGCUGAGAUAACGAUGAUGGACGGUGCUGUUACCCAACUGUGGUCACAUACUGUCAAGCUGGAUGUUUAUUAUCCACCAACUAAAGACGAUAUGCCCGUUGUACCAGACCCCAGAUCUGUAUCCAUUGGAAAAGCAAUGCAGAAGUUGUACUGUGAUCUGCCAGACUCAAACCCCAAAACCAAGGCUCGCUGGUCGUUUAAAAAAAGAGACACAUCAACUUGGGAAGUGAUAGACAUUCCAAAUGACCAAGUUAGGGGCGAUAGGCUUGUUAUAGCUGAAGAUGACAUAAGUGCGAUAUCAAAAGAUGACAUAGAUCGAGGAAUGCUGCUAAUCAUGUCCUUUGACGAAUAUGAAGAUCAGGGAGAUUACAAAUGCGAGGGAGUAUACGAUACUGAGUUUGAUGAUACGGAUGUGGAUUUCGAAAUAUCUGGUUUCGAAGUGACUUCAAACGGCCAGCGGGAUAACGGCCUCCUACUUUUAAGACUUGUAUCAGAGAUCACAGAACCGAAAUUGGUAAACCAGGAUUCGACUCAUGUCAAUUUUACGGUGUACGUCAGAGAUACUCCCGGCAGGGGUAAAUACGGAAAUGUUAGUUACACCUGGCAAAUCGAGGAAAACAACCAAGACGUGGAUCUUAACGUCGACGAUUAUCCCAAUCUCCAGCUUUCCAACCAUGGCCGAACUCUGACUGUUACCGAUAUCGUUGAGCAUCGAGAACACAAGUUCCAAUGCAAGAUCAGAAGAACGACUGACGGAUCAACGCAAGAUGUAACAAGCCGUCAAUUUGGAGUAGGAGAGACUACACUCGUCAUAGCACCUAGGACGCUAUCUGUACCGUUGACAUCGCGGAAGUGUGUGAACCAUGGAGAUGAUUUAAAAUCAGCACCCAACAAAGCCUACAUGAUGUCUACCACAGCGUUAGCAGGAGAUAAGCCACAACAGAUUCUGUUGAAAGCAGACAACUGGAAAUUCUACCUUAACGAUUACAGAAUCCAAUUCAUUUCUGACACUGAUCAGAAUUUUGACUAUGAAGAUAGGGCAGGUAUAGAUCAAAAUCAAUAUGAAAGGAAACUUUCGCCGGCGAAUCAUAAAACAAGGUGUGUUUACUGGCAAUACAUGAGGUCGUACGGACGGCAGUAUCAGUUAUUUGAAGUCAUGAAAACGGAGAGAUUCGAGAAUGCUGGUUUAAAAAGCAUCGAUUUCCAGUCCACAGUUUGCACCAAUACAAACAUUGUAAGGGACGCUCAUAAGGUAAGUUUGACAUUCAAAGAAGGAACAUCAACAGCUCAGUGUCUUAAAGCAGAACUGGUUGAUUCUAAUAAUAAAACCUUGGUUACGAAAAGACUUCGUACGACCGCCGAUUCGUGUGCUAUAUGGACAACACAAACUUACGAAUUUACGGAUGUCCCUGAACAGAAAGGUCUGAAAAUAAAGAUUUCCUCAGAGUCCUGCGGAGGUAACUCGUUUGCAAGUGGUAGCUGCAUCAUAGAUGUUGAUCCCGAUCUCAGCUGUUAUACAGACUACCAGCAGAUUGUUGGUAUGCUUCCAGACUCCCAGAAAUUAGCACAGAGACAGUUCAGGAGUGAUGAGAGUUGUCAGGAAUGGUGUGAUGCCAAUCCCCGCUGUGAAGGAGUAGCCGUGAGUCCCGAGUAUUGGACUUACCGAGAAUGCUUUCUGGUCAUGGGCACUACGCACAUAACAGCAAAACGGGGCUGGGCAGCGGCGACUAAAACUAAAUGUUAAGGUGAUAACCGGAAUUGAAAAUGAUGUAGGUGCAUGUUCAUCGUAGUCGAUCAUUGUUCAGUCGUACAACCGUCAAAAAAUAUGGGGAAAAUGAAGAAAACUGUUCAAAUUUUAUAUUUAUGAUUUUAAAACUUACUUUUAAGUUUUUAAAUUGCAUGACAAAAAUUGGCAUCUGAUUUAACACUUUUGUGGCGGCAUUGUAGUGACAUUAUUGUAGUGACAUUAUUGCAUAUUGGCUUAUGUCUUUUUGCUAUCUUAAGUUAUGUCUUAUAGUUAUUGCUUAUCGUAUUUUUCUUAUAGCUAAAAUAUUUACUCACUCAUCA